AUGGAUUCCAGUUAUAUUUCACGAGAUGCAUAUAGGAACUUAGCUGCAAUAAAUUUUCACUUACCACGUGAAUAUAUUAUUGCAAAUGAACAAAAUAAUUUAACCCAGGAGAUAAUCAAUAAGAUUCAGAUUAAUCUUAUAAAUAUGAAUAAGGCAAUAAACAAUCCUAAUUUAGAAGAAGAACCUAAUUAUAUCGAUAUAAUUCCUGAUAAUAUCGAUACUGAUACUAUUAACGUUAAUGAAAUCAGUAGAUCUGAAUAUAUAG
Molecule: messenger RNA, 265 nt
Organism: Cetraspora pellucida
Lineage: Eukaryota; Fungi; Glomeromycota; Glomeromycetes; Diversisporales; Gigasporaceae
Source: the annotation of a GenBank genome assembly